Molecule: messenger RNA, 963 nt
Organism: Lichtheimia ornata
Lineage: Eukaryota; Fungi; Mucoromycota; Mucoromycetes; Mucorales; Lichtheimiaceae
Exons: 6
Coding region: 1-963 (320 amino acids)
Source: RefSeq, a predicted model, not a curated record
AUGAGCGAAGAAUCCCCUUCGUACCGCCUUGUACAAAAUCCUGUUCGUGCUCGCUGUUGCGGGUUUGGAGAAAAAGACCGUCGUUUGUUAGAUCCACCACCCAUCCUGCAGUUGUUUGCUACGCAACGAGACAAUUCAUUGCACCCUGUCACGGAUAUUGAUACCGACUGCUCGUUCGUGGUGCAUUGCGACCUUUACGAUGAAGAUGGCAAGGAAAACAGGAGCGUCGUCUAUGUUCCAUCUUCGAUUCCUCCCUCAGAACAACGUGCUCCUCAAGGCCCUACAGGAAGUCUUGUCCUUUCACUCAAAACCCCGCGCCCUAUACGCAACUUGCUCGGCACCAUUACUGCCAAUGCAAUUCGCCUCUUCAACGACAGGAACGAGCCCGGUGUCUACUUUGUCUUUCAUGAUCUAUCCAUUCGUAUUGAUGGCCGCUUCUCCUUUAAGUUCUUAAUGCUAGGGUUAUCAUGCAACAAUUUAGACUUUCCCCCUUUUAGUUCUACUAUCCAGAAUGAAGUCUUUUCCGAUCCUUUCACUGUUUAUACUGCAAAGAAAUUUCCCGGAAUGACAGAGUCCACGCCUUUAUCAAGAGCAUUUGCCAAUCAGGGCAUCAAGAUCAUCACUCGACGUGAAGCUUCAUACACGCGCGCUAGUGAUCAAUACUACAGGAUGCCAUCAACAGGCCAAUCAUCAUCAACAAUUCAAUCACCAUCAACAUCCAACAAUAAUAAUGCUGCUACAACUACAACUACAACUACAACUACGGCUACGACCCACAGCAGUCUAAGCAUCGCCUCCAUCACGUUGCCAUCCAAUAUCGAGCCAUUUCUCCCUUCAAAUAGUGCUGCUACAACCAACAAUCACAACAAUAGCGACAAUGCUGCUUCAUCCUAUACACGCAUUCCAAUCACCCAAUACCUAUCCACCCCUACUACGAAUGACAACAAUGCACCAUUGCCAUAA